GUACCGAGUUUUAACUUAAGUAUUUCGUGUUGUGUUAUUCUAGGUUGUUGGAAGAGGAGCCUUUGGUGUGGUCUGCAAGGCAAAAUGGCGAGCUAAAGAUGUAGCCAUUAAGCAAAUAGAAAGUGAAUCUGAAAGAAAGGCCUUCAUUGUAGAGCUUCGACAACUGUCACGAGUAAACCAUCCCAAUAUUGUCAAGUUAUAUGGAGCCUGUCUAAACCCAGUGUGUCUUGUUAUGGAGUAUGCUGAAGGAGGUUCUCUGUACAAUGUUUGUGCCUUUGUUUUGCAGUGCUACAUGGUGCUGAACCUCUGCCUCAUUAUACUGCUGCACAUGCAAUGAGUUGGUGUUUACAGUGUUCCCAGGGAGUGGCGUAUCUCCACAGUAUGAAACCAAAGGCUCUAAUUCACAGAGACCUGAAACCACCAAAUUUGCUCUUGGUAGCUGGGGGGACAGUUCUAAAAAUCUGUGAUUUUGGUACAGCCUGUGAUAUUCAAACACACAUGACCAACAAUAAGGGAAGUGCUGCAUGGAUGGCACCUGAAGUUUUUGAAGGUAGCAAUUACAGUGAAAAAUGUGACGUUUUCAGUUGGGGUAUUAUUCUCUGGGAGGUAAUCACCCGUAGGAAACCUUUUGAUGAGAUUGGUGGUCCAGCUUUCCGCAUAAUGUGGGCAGUUCACAAUGGUACUCGGCCACCACUGAUCAAAAACUUACCUAAACCAAUUGAAAGUUUAAUGACCCGUUGUUGGUCCAAGGAUCCCUCACAACGACCUUCCAUGGAGGAAAUUGUUAAAAUAAUGACACACUUGAUGCGGUACUUUCCAGGAGCUGAUGAACCUCUGCAGUAUCCUUGCCAGUAUUCAGAUGAAGGCCAAAGCAACUCUGCCACUAGUACAGGUUCAUUCAUGGACAUCACUUCUACAAACACAAGCAACAAGAGUGAUGCUAACAUGGAACCAGGUGACUUCCAAGGAGCUUCUACCAAUGACACUAUUAAACGUUUAGAAUCAAAAUUGGCACAGCAAAUGAAAAAUACAGCCAAGCAGCCGGGUGAACCUGGCCGUUUGAGUUUACCCCCAUCUCGUGGGAGCAGUGUGGAGAGCUUGUCAGAUGUUCGUGGGCGACCACAGUCAGCCCUUGUUUCAGGAGAAGCGAAAAGGAUGAGUGCUGACAUGUCUGAAAUAGAAGCAAGAAUACCUUCUACCACAGCCUUUUCCAAGCCUAAACGAGGCCAUCGUAAAACUGCUUCAUUUGGCAACAUUCUGGAUGUCCCUGAGAUCAUCAUACCAGCAGGAAACGGACAGCAGAGGCGCAGAUCCAUUCAAGAUCUUACUGUUGCUGGAACAGAGUCCAGUCAGGAGAGUAGAAACAGCAGUAGGUCAUCUAGUCCUAGUGUGAGAAUGAUCACUACCUCGGGACCAACCUCUGAAAAGCCAACUCGUAAUCCAUGGACACCUGAUGAUGCAGCUGCUCUUGGAGAUAGCAUAGUCUUUGAGGGCAACACCUUAGUUUCUCUACCACGACUACUCUGUGGCAGGUGCUUUUGGGGUAUGGAGACCAAUGGGUCAGAUAACUCCAUCCCAAUGGCAUAUCUUACAUUAGAUCAUCAGUUACAGCCUCUAGCACCAUGUCCAAACUCCAAAGAAUCUAUGGCUGUGUUUGAACAGCACUGCAAAAUGGCACAAGAGUAUAUGAAAGUUCAGACAGAAAUUGCAUUGCUGUUGCAGAGGAAACAAGAACUAAUAGCAGAACUGGACCAGGACGAAAAAGACCAGCAAAACACAUCCCGUCUGGUACAAGAACAUAAAAAGCUCUUAGAUGAAAAUAAGAGUCUCUCAACUUACUAUCAGCAAUGCAAAAAACAAUUAGAGGUCAUCAGAAAUCAGCAACAGAAACGGCCAGGCACAUCAUGAUUUCCUGGGACCUUUCAAAUGAAAAAUAUGCACAGAAAAGACUGGUUUUUUUAUUGUUAUUAUUAUCCCUUAUUAUGACAACUCAUGAGUGUAAGCUUCUUGGUGUGGUCUGUAUUUGUCUGCUACACUUAACAUCAUUUAUUUUUUUCAUUUUCCUAUGGUGGACAUCCAGUUCAACAGGUUAAUCAGAUAAGGUGAGAAAACAGUGACUUGAAUUAACCAACAGCCCUCAAUGUAAAGCAAGAACAGUGGCUGUAUGCAUGCUCCUUGUGUGAAGGCUAGCCUAACAAGUGUUAGAGGCUGCGAAAUUGUAAGACCUUGGUUUUAGGUUUUGGUGUUACCUCGAUAAGAGCAAAACAAAAACUUUCCUGUUUAAGAAUGGUUUUGUUCCAGUGUCUCAUCUCAAGUUUAUAAUGAUGAUUAUUUUCAGGACAUAGACAUGCACCAAGCUGCAGAGGAGAUGUUGGCUGACCAGAGUAAUUCUUGAUGCAUUAGUGAUGCCUUUUACCUGUAGAAGUAGUAUAUUUUUUCCACAUGCAAAGUAAUAGUCAAACUGAUGCCAAUAUCCUUGGUUCAGUGCUUGAUAGCCCUGCAUUUUGACUAAUAUAUUUGUUGUAACCUUGCAUUCAUAAAAUAUUUGAAGUAAAAGGCUGUAUUUUCUUUACUUUCUUGGGGGGAAUGUCAUGCAGUUCUAUCUAGUUACUGGGAAAAGGUAUGAAUGUGAUUCACUGCGCAAAGUUUAUCCCCUGUAUAAAAGAUGGAAACAAAAUGUGCUUAAGUGUUUUAAACCUUCAAAACUUUUGUCACUGAAGCAUUCUUAAAAGGAAAUUCAGAAAGUAAAUUAAAACAAGAUUUUAAGUAUUCCCUUCAUACCACUUACUGGAAUAUUUUUUCUUCACAUCUUAAUUCCUCAAAAGUAUUUGCCAUAAAUGCAAGUAACUGUGUUUUGGAUAGGAAGAAAGAGACUCGGGGAAAUGAAUUUAUUUUAAAUAUCAAAUUAUGCAAUUGAAUUAAGUAUGGAAAUGACAGAAGCUAUUAAGAAAAUGGGGGAAAUAGCUUCAAUCUUCAUCAGGAAUCUCAGUUAUUCCACUCAUCUGAACAUACUUCCUUUGAAGUCCAUCUCAGAAUGCCUGUUGUCUUUGUGACUGAAGAAUUGCAUUUAAGGAAUUCAAGCAGAAUAUGUUAAUAGUAAUUAUCAGUGUCCUUAUUUACCAUUUCUACAUGGGAGAAAAUAACUACUCGUUUACAUUGCAGAUUGAUUAUUUGGUUUAUGUGUUAACUCCUAACUGGUAAAAAAAAAAUGAGGCAUUUCUAAAUAUAAUAGGAAAUUAUUCCUUACAUAAGCUCUUGGGGUACUCAGCUGUGGGCAGGGUUUUACCAUUCUUUUGCAAAGGAAAAAUAGAAAAUUGAAAUUUAGCUGCUGAGCCUUCAAAAUAUGAGAGGUAAUCUGAACUUCGAUUUCUGCAUACUUGAAAUUAAUAAUUAUUUGUAGGAGCCCAUUAGCAGAAGUUUGGAAAAAACAUUCAUUGUAAAAAUAUCACAGUAUUUUUCUCUUCCCCUUCCUGCCUACCUGAUAAUAAACAUCUUGUGAAUGUAUCUGUGAACAACAAAAGUGGCUGACAGUUUACUGAAUGGUGUCAUUCUGUCUUGAAAAUAAAUCUACUGUUGGCAAACCUUUGGGAGUAAGAAGUGCUUCCCUCUUUUACUUAAAUAAAGGAAGGGUUAUCAUUCCCCAAACCUUAGCAGAUAAUUUGAUUAGUUAGCUGAAACUGAUAUUGGGAUCAACUUAAGGGCACACAUAUUUAUAGCAAAAUGUAAUUGGUGGAGAAAAUAACUGUAGUAUUAGGAAUAGCACAAGUUAUCCAAAGCACUGCUGUUCUCAUACAUCUGUCCAUCUACCAAAAUGGACAUGCUCCGUGUUCAGCAGCUUGCUUAACAUAUGCUUAAGCAUCCAGUAGGGCAGCAUAAAUACCAAUGCUCAACUUGCGAUGCUUGGUUGAUAAUCACAUACACAAAAUCAUUUCCCAGGACAGUUUUUAUGGUUUGCCUCAUCAUAAAACAGAUUUGUUUAAAAUAAAUCAGCAUUGCAUGUGAAAAGUCACUUUAUGGCAAAGUCUGAAUAAUGGAAGUGAACGCAAUGCUAGCUUUAUGGUACCUAAUACAAACGUCACUUCUAACAGUUGUUUAUGAGUUUUCAGAGUUUACAUUAUAAAGGGUCUCAGAUUGUAAAAUAAGUGCUGUGCUACCAGUGCACUGUUGAACUCAGCUCCAUUCAAUAUUUAGGUUAUAUGCUGGUCUUGCAAUUUACAAAGGAAAUUUGGAGUUUGACCUUUGGCUUUCAAGUUGUCUCUUUCUUAAUUGUACCUUUUUUUAAUUAUUAUUUGCUUAUAAUUUUCAGUGAGGUGUUCUGUGUGGCAAAACUGGUGUAUCAAAAAAGUGUAGAACAUAGCAGUUUGGGCUACUAAGAGUUUAACAGCUUAAUUUUCUAGUGACUUUAUUUUUUUCUUAAGGCUCUUGUUUGAAAGUUGUUUACAAAUGUACUUUUAUUUUUCUGUUAAGCUAUCUGGAGUGUUCAGGAAGAUUUUCAUGUACUCUUUUGUCCAGUUAAAGCCGUUUCUCCAAUAAUGGAGGUGAAACAUCUAAUUUUGUCUGGGCAGUGCCUUCUCAGAAAACGUAACAGGCUCUGCUUUUUGUUAAAGUAUGUAUUCUGUAAGAUAUUGUAUAAUUGAAAGUAUGCAUCUGUACACUGUGCGGUUCUACCAAAAAUGCUUUUUUAGGCCUAUUUGUGUUUGUUUUUUUUUCUGAUGAGAAGUUAAAGAUUGUAAUUCAAAACUUGUAUAUAAAAUGGUGAAUGAUUUCAUAUGA
Oxyura jamaicensis (ruddy duck) is the source of this 4773-nucleotide messenger RNA. RefSeq names its product mitogen-activated protein kinase kinase kinase 7 (gene MAP3K7). Gene Ontology annotation, molecular function: magnesium ion binding; MAP kinase kinase kinase activity; ATP binding. Lineage: Eukaryota; Metazoa; Chordata; Aves; Anseriformes; Anatidae. The record is from RefSeq and is a predicted model, not a curated record. The transcript is spliced from 17 exons. Bases 334 to 1908 code for a protein of 524 amino acids. Gene Ontology annotation, biological process: protein phosphorylation; positive regulation of canonical NF-kappaB signal transduction; JNK cascade.